This is a messenger RNA of Coffea eugenioides, 771 nucleotides long. RefSeq lists its product as uncharacterized. The transcript is spliced from 2 exons. Gene Ontology annotation, molecular function: DNA helicase activity. The record is from RefSeq and is a predicted model, not a curated record. Lineage: Eukaryota; Viridiplantae; Streptophyta; Magnoliopsida; Gentianales; Rubiaceae. Gene Ontology annotation, biological process: DNA repair; telomere maintenance. Bases 1 to 771 code for a protein of 256 amino acids.
AUGGCAAAAAGACAAAGCAUUGAAGCAUUUGAAGAAUUGCUGAAAGAUCUAAUGGAAACUGACGAACCUUUUGGAGGCAAGGUUGUAGUUUUUGGCGGCGAUUUUCACCAGACUCUUCCUGUCAUUCAGGGGGCUGCUAAGGACCAGUUAAUUCAGGCUAGCCUCCUGCAUUCUUCGUUAUGGUCUGGGAUGCACAAAAUAAAGCUAACACAGAACAUGAGGGCUGUCUUAGACCCUGCUUUUUCACUAUUCUUGCUCGCUGUCGGCGAAGGUGCAGAGCCUGCUGAUGCAGACAACCAGAUAUGUUUACCAAGUCAUAUGGUCAUACCAUUCCAUAAUAUGAACGAUUCUUUUGACAGAUGUAUUCUGACCCCAAAAAAUACCUUUGUUGAAGACAUUAAUGAAAUGAUGAUUCAGAGAUUUCCUGGACAGGUUUUUACUUAUACAAGCUCUGACCGAACUAUUGAUCAGAGAUUUCAGGCAGACUAUGAGGAUUUUUUGAAUACUCAGAAUCCAAAGGGUCUUCCUCCACACAAACUCGUGCUAAAAGAAAACUGUCCCUUGAUCUUGCUUAGGAAUCUAAAUCCAGCUGAAGGAUUGUGCAAUGGCACAAGACUUAUUUGUCGGCAGCUAAGACGACACACUAUCUGUGCUGAGAUAGCUUUUGGUCAGCAUAAAGGGAAGAAGAUUUUCAUUCCCAGAAUCCCAUUGCAAGGAAUGGGAUUCCAUUCAUCAGGCCACAAUUUCCAGUUCGCCUUUGUUUUGCGAUGA